AUGUCUAUUAUAGAUUACGUGGUUGUUGGUGGUAUAUUUUCUGGUGAAUGGGAGGAGAGUCCUAAAUGUUGGGUUUGGAAAACCGCGUCUAAGGAGACAGCUUCCAUUGCCCUUCAUCGCAACGGUUCAUACGCCGACAUGGUUAAAAGCGUAAUGGAGAGCAGUGAAUUAUGUUGUGAUCAAAGCAAGGCGUCGGUGAAAAUGUCAUUCAAUUACACAACUCUGAAGAGUAGUAAGAAAUACUUGAGGGUGAGGUGCGUAGAUCGUACUUGCCGGUGGAUGGUGCGCGCAUGUGCUAUUGGAGAAUCGGGUUGGUUUCACGUCCACAAGUACGUGGGAGAGCAUACUUGUGGCAUUGAUCAUGUCACGGGAAAGCACAAGAAUGUCACCGUGGAGGUCAUUGCCUCACUUAUUUUAAACUUUUUCGUCGACAACAAAGGUCUAAGCACGAAAGAGAUCGAGAUGAUCGUAUUUAGGGAGCUACAUUGCAGGCCGAGCUAUUGGAAGUGUUGGAUGGCAGGCGUCAUUGUGAAGAACAUAGUUCGAGGUACGCCCGAGCAUGGAUAUCCAGUGCUUCCUGCAUUUUCAUAUAUUUUCAAAGGCCUCAACCCCGGGUCUAUUAAUUCCCUCAGGGUCAAUGAGGAGUCUGGCAGGUUUAUUUACUACUUUAUGGCGUCUGGGGCUUCCAUCCGUGGAUAUGCACACAUGAGAAAGGUCGUUAUCAUUGAUGGCACGCAUUUUUCCGGCAAGUACGAGGGCGUGUUGUUGUCCGCUGUCACUCAAGAUACACAGAAUCAUAUCUAUCCCUUAGCGUAUUGUGUGGUGGAUAAGGAGAACGAUGCGUCAUGGGGAUUUUUCUUUGAGAAGCUUAAGGCCUUUGUCGUUGACGAACCAGAGUUGUGCGUUAUCUCCGACAGACACGUAAGCAUAGCCAACGGACUCACAAGGCAUUAUCUACUUGCGCAUCACGGUGAUUGUAUGAGGCAUCUCGAUGAAAAUCUUCGAAUAAAUCACCAUUGUUUCGAUUCUCUCUAUUUGUACUACCAUGUGGCCAAGGCGUACAUGUUGGAAGAAUUUAAUGACUACUUCAACGCCCUUAAAGAAAGAUGCCCCAGUGCAGCAGCUUGCCUCGAGCAUGAAGUAGGAUUUGAAAAGUGGAGUCGGGCUUACUUUCCAGCAUUGCGUUUGAAGAAUGGGGACGAAUACAGCACUAGCAUUUAUAAGUACUCUUCGAAAAUAUAUUCAAAAGCAUUAUACCUCCUUGCAUACUUGGAACCUAUUUGUACAGCACAACUUGAGCCGGAGUGGAGUAUGGCGCGAGAGUAUCUUGAAAUGUAA
This is a messenger RNA of Capsicum annuum, 1338 nucleotides long. RefSeq lists its product as uncharacterized. The record is from RefSeq and is a predicted model, not a curated record. Lineage: Eukaryota; Viridiplantae; Streptophyta; Magnoliopsida; Solanales; Solanaceae. The transcript is spliced from 3 exons. Bases 1 to 1338 code for a protein of 445 amino acids.